Molecule: messenger RNA, 1230 nt
Organism: Rhopilema esculentum
Lineage: Eukaryota; Metazoa; Cnidaria; Scyphozoa; Rhizostomeae; Rhizostomatidae
Product: dynein light chain Tctex-type 5
Biological process (GO): microtubule-based movement
Cellular component (GO): cytoplasmic dynein complex; cytoplasm
Molecular function (GO): dynein intermediate chain binding
Source: RefSeq, a predicted model, not a curated record
AGGAAUUUAUUUCUUUCGUGUAGAAUUGCGCGAAUUGUAAAACAAGAAGGUUAUUAAAGCAGUGAACGAUUUCCGUUUCCAGUGGAUUGGUCGUAAAAUGAACUUCAGUAUUUAUUGAAAAGGUUUUCAUUGGUUUUCAUGCAUCUGUAAGUCCUAUUGUACUGUUUAUGAACAACCUCUGAGUAGACAUAAAGGGCUCUAUUCAUGAGAAAAUCAGAGGCCCGAUGGUUUGAACAGUAUAUACGACGGAGAGAGAUUGAAAGGUAUUUAUAUAAGCUUGAGCGCUCAGAACAGAAGGAGGACGGAUAAACAACCAGGCCAUUUUGUUGUACUGGCAGCACCGAAAACGCGUUAGCUCUUUGACACCUUAGUCUUGUUCUUAACUUUGUGGUUUCAAAUAAAGAAAUCUCAUUUGUCGUUAAGGAAACCCGAGAAUGGAAACAGAAACAGUCGACCCAGGAGUCAGAAAUGUCACAAAACCGACAAGGAAGAUAUCGACAGAUACGAAAUACCAUCCACCAUUAGGACCAACUAGGAAGAUAUCGAACAUGAUGCUGGCGAGUGACGCUUUCAGGGAUGUGAUCCAGCCAAGAGGUGGUAGAAAAAUUAGCAGCAGUAUUUUUCACCAUUUUCAACAUAAAGUAUCGGAAGAGGCAAUGGAAGCCAAGAUAAACAAAGAAAAAAUAGAAAACACGUACAAACUUGAGCCUGAUAUGACAUUUCCUUAUUGCCGUGUACGAGAGAUUAUAACUGAAACAUUGAAGCGACAUUUGGAUGGAAUGGACUACGAUCAAAAGGAGUCUCCACUUCAAGCAAAGAUUAUAUCUGAUGAUAUUAAAUCGAAAGUGAAAGCAUUGAGCAUUGACAGAUACCGUGUUAUAUGUCUAGUGCACAUAGGAAGUGAUACAGGUCAGGAAAUGAGGUUUGUUAGCCGAGCACUGUGGAACCCAGGGGUAGACACUUUUGCCACAUCGGAGUUCAAAACGGGAAAACUCUUCGCAGUAGCAACUGUAUUUGCUGUUUAUUUUGAGUAAACUACCAAUGGAAACUGUUUUUUUCUAUAUUUUCUUUCAAGAUAAUUCAUUUGCGUCUUGUGGUCUCCAAGGAUAAAAUUUUCCUCCGUUGUUGCCUUGGUGACGACGGUGAUAGACGCAAAUCGCGAUUUUAUGAUCCAAAUGGAGGAUGUAGUAAAUUGCUUAUAAAAUUUGCUCGCAUUGUUUCUUUGACAAA